Molecule: messenger RNA, 1401 nt
Organism: Torulaspora globosa
Lineage: Eukaryota; Fungi; Ascomycota; Saccharomycetes; Saccharomycetales; Saccharomycetaceae
Gene: BRL1
Product: Brl1p
Exons: 1
Coding region: 1-1401 (466 amino acids)
Biological process (GO): nuclear envelope organization; lipid homeostasis
Cellular component (GO): nuclear membrane; nuclear envelope
Source: RefSeq, a predicted model, not a curated record
AUGGAACAGUUUAGCAGUUUGAGUCUCGAUGACAAGUUUCAUCGGGAAGCUGUAUGCGAAGAGGACCCUAUUGGUAUAUCGAAAUUAAGCCUUUCUGACCAGACAAAUCGAAUAACGCCUCAAGUUUUGAGCAAAUACAUGCCGCAUUUCCCUGCACUUCCAUCGCCGUUGAGGAAUUCUUUUAGUUAUGUGGAAACGACGAAUGAUGAAAUGGAUAUCGACGAAUACGAUAAAGAAUGUGUACCGAGUGAUUCGCAAGAGAUGGAAGAAGUUGAGACUAAGGAUGUCAAUAGCACCACCAAAGUGACAUUUGCAGUACCCGAGGUGAGGAAGAAAAGCAAGCCCAGUAUUGACGAAGUGUCGGCGGAUAAAGCACCAGUCGCGCCGAAGGAAGAGGAGAUGGAGCGAGAAAAUGGCUGCAAUGCUGUGAAGAAGGAUGGUACCGAUAGCACAGCUGUGAUAAAAGCGUUACUGUCACCGACAUCUCUUGGCGUAGCUGCAGCAGCAAAAAUUGAAGGUUUCCCACUCCCAGACUCGCCUACAGCACCCAAGGAAAUCACUUUCGAAGACGAUUGUCCUAGCAUAGCAGAUAGAAAGGACUACCAGUCAAUAGAUAUAGACUCACUCAAACAGGAUUUGAGAAAUCGCUCUAAACAUCAACCAAUACAGGUUUCGAUCAACAAUCACCACCAUUACUACCAAGACCCAGCAGGAUACCUCACGAUGCAACGAUGCACAGUCCCAGACCUGCAGAACAGCAAGCAGAUGCAGCCGCAACUUCACGGCGGCGACCGAUAUCAGCUUCCAGUGCCAUGGUCGUCCGAGGCAAGACCGCUGUCAAGAGGUUCUUACAUGUUCAUGUCCUAUCUGCAACUGUUCCUGAACGGUAUAACCGUCACGGCCGUCUUCACGGUCCUUACGGCUUUCUUCAGAACACUAAAGACAGAUAUCAAAUCUUCCUGGGAACACAGGAGGCUCGAGCUCGCCUAUGAAUCGUCGCGCUGCAAGAUUCAGUACUUAACAAACAAGUGCAACCUCGGAGGGCGGCCUGCUUUGCAGGAAAAAUGUCAAGCCUGGGAACAAUGCAUGAACAGAAACAACGACAUCUUUUUCAGAGCAAGAUCAACUCUCAGUGCAAAGCUCUUCGGUGAGAUUGUCAACUCUUUCAUAGAACCCAUCGGUUGGAAGGCUUUACUAGUGAUACUGAUGGCUGUAGUUAUCUGGUGCUUCUGUUCCAACUUCCUACUGGGCUUUGCUCGUGCCAAGAGUUAUUAUGGUGACGCCUCGCAACAGACGCUAAUGCGCCAACAACGACGUCUGAAGAGACCGUUGUUUCUCACACAAGAUGGCCAGAAGCACGACGACCCAUCUGAGCUAUCCUCAGACUUACAAGAGCUCUAA